Xyrichtys novacula (pearly razorfish) is the source of this 18632-nucleotide messenger RNA. The record is from the annotation of a GenBank genome assembly. NCBI's taxonomy places the organism in Eukaryota, Metazoa, Chordata, Actinopteri, Labriformes, Labridae.
GGAGAGGAGAGCGAAGAGGGAACUGAACCUCCAGACAGAACAGGAGGAUCCAGAGUCCUCCCUCAAACUGACCAGGAACUUCAGGGUCAGGGGGGGCAGAGGGUCUGACCCAUCAAGUCUGAGGAUCGUCCCGGUCUGAGGACUGGUCCUCUCGGUCCGGAUCAUGCCGGUCAGACGGGGCCAUGUGGCUCCACAGAACACCUUUCUGGACACCAUCAUCCGCAAGUUCGAGGGUCAGAGUAAGUACGGGAGACCGGGUCAGGGUUAAACAUGGUUGGUUUGGACUGUGCAGAGUUUUCUGCAGGGACACUGGGUCUGUUGGACACAGGUAAUCUGGAUGGGUUAAAAUCUGUGCAGACUCUGUGUUUGUUAGUUUGUUCUGUCUGCAGUCAGAUCACAUGAGGGUUUAGUAUAAAUGUUUGCUGCAGGACUUCAGACCUGUGCAGACUCUAAUUCUUGUUCUCAGCAUUAGUUUGCAGCUGGUCUGCUGGUUUGAGGGUUGUUGGGUUUUGUCUGGUUGAGCACAUUCACCUGCAUACAGAUGUUGGAGUUAAAAGUCAAUUCUUCUUUAGGAAACAUGAAGAGCAGGAAGAGUGUACGCCUCACUGUAGUUGACCAAUUACAGAGUAAUGCCACGGCAACCUGUUUUUGAUAACUGAGAAAAUAUAUAAAAAUAAAGACAGAUAAAUAUUGGAUUACAAUACAAAGAGAGAGUCAUGGUAAGAUAUAUUUUUCCACACUCAUGAAACUAAAAAUUCCCCAGUUACAAUAUUUCACUCAGAAAAAUAUUUGUCUGUUCUGUCGAGGUCAGGUAUCUUGUUUCUAACUUAAGAUAAGAAGCACUUUAUUUUUCUCAGAGGGGAAAUUCAAUUCAAUAGUUGUAUUUGAUCAAAUUCAAAAAUAAAUAAACUAAUAAAAAUCUGUAUGGAAGUGAAUCUGUGACAUCUGAUUUUGAAUUUCAAAUCCAUCGGAUUUUGAUGCAAAAAAAAAAUCAGCUUCAGAAAUUCAAAUCUAAAAUCAGAUGGCACAGAUGUACUUCCAUAAAUCUGUGAUAUGAAGAUGUUCAGGGAAUACUAUCAAGAAUGCUAUGAACAGCCUCACACACCUAACCCUCAUUAAACACCAACUCCAAAAAAUGACUUUGAGCUGCAUUUGACUCUGAAUUCAUGUAGUUGUUAAAAUGAUCAUCACUGUUGGACAGCAUCAGCACCAACCUGCUGAACUGAAAGGAAGAGAGAUCACUGUAUCAACAUUGAGACUGCCAGAGCUUACAGGCUGAGUUACUGUGUUCCUGUGUGAAUUUGUCUGUUAUUCACUGAUUGAAGACUUGAGUGGGAUUUCCACAGAGGCAGACAGGAGUGUUUCAUAUUUCUACUGACAAAACCUUUAGAGGCAUAAACAGUCUUAAAUAAUGUGAGAGGUCUAUGGGAACAAAACUCUGAACACUUUCGGUCACAGUUUUAUCCUGUAAUUUCAGAGGGAUGAUCGGAAACCAAGUUUCUAUUUAUGGUCGUUAAAACGAUUCAUCAAAGUUGAAUCAUUUCACAGUGAAGCAUAAUUCUGUUUGUGAGCGUGUCUUGUGACCUGUGUGUGUGUUCUUGAUUUUCGUAGUUGUGUCAUUAGUCAGUCCGUUCUCUCUCUCUCUCUCUCUCUCUCUCUCUCUCUCUCUUUCUCUCUCUCCCUCUCUCUCUCUGCAGACCGUAAGUUUAUCAUCGCCAACGCUCAGGUGGAGAACUGUGCCAUCAUCUUCUGUAAUGACGCGUUCUGCGGGAUGUGCGGCUACAGCCGGGCAGAGGUGAUGCAGAAACCGUGUACCUGCAGCUUCCUGUACGGGCCGCAUACCAAGCGGCCGGCGGUCGCUCAAAUGGCGAAGGCCCUGCUGGGAGCCGAGGAGAGGAAGGUGGAGAUCUCGCUCUACACUAAAGAUGGUACCGUGCCCCACACUCACUCUUUCACACGUUCAGAUAUCAGCUGUGUUUCUGUGAUGAUUGAUGAAGGUCUGGUUUUACUCUGACCUGUUCACCUAAACACAGGGUGAAGACUCCCUGAAACUCUGAUUAAGUUAAAAGUAUUGAUCUCUGUAAAAGGCAGGAAUAGUUUAUUAAUCGCUGUUACAACACUCCUCAGUCUGUCAUACCUGAGCGCUGCAAUAAGGACAGGAAAACUCUCCUAUAAGUCGGUGAGUUUGAAGAGAGUGGUGGCUGUCAGAGGAACAGAGACUCGCCGGCUGCAGAGCAGACAGUAUGGAUAUGAAGGAUAAUAAUAAUUAUCAAAUGACUGAUUAAAUUUAGACAUCAAACCUUCACAAAGUGGGUCAUUGUCUAAAAACGUCUGAGAGAAGCUUGCUGAUACAGACUGAAGAGGGGUGUACAGAGUCCUGACAGAGCUGCAGCCAGGGCCUCAACUUCAGCUUUUAGGUGUUAGGGCUCACUUUGUGGACUUAAGUCUGAAGUGAGUUGCCAUGGUUGCGUCGAUGCUCUGUGUCUGUAAACAUCCUCACUAUCCAGAAUUAAACCAAACCCAUGUUCAGUCAAAUCAAUGAAAGAGGACAUCUUCAUCUGUGGAUUGAUCUGUCUGAUGACCUGUGUCAGAGAAAUUCAUCAAACUCUGAAUCAUGAUUUGAGGUCUGUCACUUUAAAGUCCUCUCCCUCUGUCAGCCAAUCAGAGUCAGCUUUAUUUCAGUUUACUAUGAAGUUCACUGUUGAAUGGUCUCUGAGGUUGGUGUUGUCUCCUCACAAACUGACUGAGGAUGAAUAGUUACUGUUAGAAAUGUUUAAAUGAGCCUCACAGAGAUCUUUUCUGCGUCAUAGUAACACGCCAGUCUAAACAUUCAUUUAAGUUCAUCGAUACACAGCUCCAGUUUUCAGUUACAUCCAAGCUUCCUGCUGUUUUCUGGAGUCUUUGUCUUUGAGGGGAGGAAAUAGCUGAUCUCUAGACAGUGCUAGACUGAGCAGUGAGCCCAGGCUUCAUCUGUGGGCUCAGUUUUGACCGGCCAGUUUAACUAAAGCUAACAACUGGUCGCCUCUUCAGUCAAGAGGGAUUGACAGCUAAAACUUCACCAUCUUUCUGAACAUGAGUUGAGCCCUUCAUCAUCACUGAGGACUCCUCUGUGCCUGUGGUUCAAGCAUGGAGGACCAUCAGUACAGAAUUUAAGUUUGGUCCUAAAAACCUCUGAGCUUUUACUUCAGUGUUUCCUCCAUGUUCUGUCAGGGUUCCUGUAUUAUCCAGUACUUCUGUUAAGGAUAGGCGGUCAUCCCUUUGACAGAGCGAAGGUGUUUUUCUGAGUGUUUUUGAUGAUUUACCUUUAAAAGUCUUCAGGAUAAGAUUUGGUCAGAGUUAUCACCCCCUCUUUGUCUCUUUUUGUGGAGCGAUGUCGCAUGAAUCCUGAGGAUGUAAACACUCACAAAUCUAACAUGGAAACUCAGCAUGAACGUGAUCACUCUGUUGGCGCCCAUUUCUGAUAGUUUCAUGUAUAAUUAAUCUCCUGGGCUCAGGUUGCCCUGCCAUGUUGGCGUUUUAGAUGUGGUUGAUCAAUACUGGGUUAAUAAUAGCUGCUCCUAAUGUCUGAGAUUACCCACAGGUCAGAUCUGAGCCGUCCUCUGAGGGACGCUCUCUGGGUUAGAGAGCCUGUGGACUCAUUAUGGGCUUUGAAAUCAUCUUUCUGAAGCAGUCAGAGGAGCUGUGAGACGCAACGUCUUCACCUCCGUUUGAUUUCCAUGAAUGAAACUGGUUAUAUGAAAGAUGUAAACGUGAAACUUUAAAACUUUUAAAAGCUGCCUUACUCUCGUUAAACAGCUGAAGUUCUAGAAAGUUAUUUGAUCCAGGAAAUGGACAGCACAUAGAGCGCACAUGGUAUAAACAGAGACCCUCUCCUCUGUGUGUGUGUGUGUGUGUGUGUGUGUGUGUGUGUGUGUGUGUGUGUGUGUGUGUGCAGCUCUGCAGAGUAAUAAGAAGGUCACUAAGCGAGCUGUGAACAUAAUCCUUAUGCUCCUACAGGACUGGAACACUGAUAUGUAAUAAGCUGGUCCCGGAGAUAUCACAUGCUAAUUUCAUGCUAAUCAUGAGUGCUAAUUGACUAUAAUGUUCAGAGCUGGUUUAUCCUACACAUGGCAGCUCUGAUCAGCCACAUCCCACAGAGGGAGAUAUUUGACAGGAGUCACUGACAUGGUGAGGACAGACUGUCUUUGGAAAAGAACCUUUGAGUAGAUGUAGAAGUAACUAGAGCUACAACAACCCCAAUUUAAAAUGAGAUUUUGAUGGUUUAUAGAUCGGGGUCAUGUUUCUUAUUGCAGGUCCUUAGCUCUUAUUCUACCAUCAUGCUUCAAACCUAAGUGGACCCAGGAGAACAGUUUCUGGAGUUAAUUUUCAGUGUCCUCAGGGCUAAAAGACACACAUAGCUGGAUAUCAUCAGCGUAAAGGUGAUAAGAAAUGCCUCUGAAUUUGCUGAUUGAUACGACUUAAGGGCAGCAAAUACACAGCAAAUAAUUAAGGGUUCAACACAGAACCCUGAGGGACACCACAGGAGAGGGCAGCUGUUUCAAACAUAUAUGGACCAUGUGACACAGAAAAACUCCUGUCAGAAAGAUAGGAGGAGAACCAAUCCAGGGCAAUCCCAGAGACAGUGGUCAACCGUAUCAAAGCAGCACCAAAACAGCAUUCACCAACAUCAGAGGACAUGGUCUCAGGUCCAGAGAUGUCCCUGGUGUUUCUGGAUCAUCUUUCCAUCUGGUUUCCUCUUUGAAUUGUUCAGUUUUAACCUUAUUUGUGAACUGAAGUGAUUCUGAGCUUAUGCAGUGAUUUUCACUCCAGAGUCCUGCCUGAGGGUCUGAAGACCAGGACCAUCCAGUGUGGGUUUUAGUACAGAGAUUUCUCCAGAUUGUUUGAAUCUUUUAAUGAUUUGUUAAAGAACAUUUAAAUUCUCAACAUUUAGGGUUAAGAAACGAGUUAAAAAUAAAUAUUGUUUAUGAACAGAGGAGAUCUCUUCCUGCGACUCCUGCUCUGUGUCUCAUGAGGAGGAACAUGUUAAUAUUAUUCAUGAUGUUUGUGCUUCGGAUAGACAGAUCACAGAGCGAACGUGUAGGAAUAACAGGAAGGAACAGUGUGUGUAAAUGUGUGUGUGUGUGGAUUAUCUGUUCUCACUCUUUCCGUUAAUCUCUAAUCCGUUAGUUUAUCAUUUCUCUUGGUUGAUUCGCUUCUUCUGCUCUAAUAAAAAAACUCUGAUCCUAUUUCCCCCCCAGAGUCCCUGAAGAGCUGCAGAGACCUUCACUGUGACCUCUCCUUCUCUGUUACACACACACACACACACACACACACACACACACACACACACACACACACACACACACACACACACACACGGUAACUGAACUAAUGUUUACAAAACAGAUGAGUGUAUUUUUCUGUCCUACCCUGUCGUUGAUGCUGCAGUAUAUUUAUAUAUUUCAUGAGUUAUGUUCAGGGAUUGUCAAAAUAGCCUGUACUUGUCUGUUUCUAUCUGUAUUUAAGAGAGUUUGAUGACGGUCUCAGUCUGAUGAAGAAAUUUUUGUGUCUUUUGUGUUUAAUAUGUUCCAGUUUAAUCUGAAUCUGCAGUUAGUGUUGAUGUGUGAAUUGAGCUUCAGUUUAUGCAAAAAUUGAGUCCCAUCAGUGAGUCUGACCCCUUACCUGUCCGAACUCAUCAGAUGUUCCUGUUCGUCUCACCUGGGUACCGUCUGCUCCUCCUCACCUGCUUUAAAUCCAGACAAGAGAACUUUAAUAUCAGUUCAUGAUCGUCACUGUUAAUCCAAACAGUCUGUCUUUUCAGUCAGAGCUCACCUGCAGACCCCAAACUCUGAUUAAACUCACCUAACUCUACAGACAGAGGUCACUACAGGUCACCGCAGGGUGGGACUUAGUGUCUAUAUCAGCAAGUGAAAUGAAGUGUGUGUGUGUGUGUGUGUGUGCUCUACAGCAGAUGGUCCCCUAUUAAAGUGAAAUAAGUUAGCAUGUAGCUACGGUAAUCCAGUCUAGCUGUCACAGAGACUGACAGAGAGAGAGAGAGAGAGAGAGACGGUAUGAUGGAGCUCAGCAACUCCCAGAAAAGACUGUGUAUCAGUGACUCUAAUGGGCCGUGAUCAGUCAAAGUUUAUGACACAGACAGAAGGAAGAUGGAGAAGGAGGAGAGCUCAAACUAUGAGCUCUAUUAAAGAGGAACGAUGUAAAACCCUCUGUACCUCACCUUAACUUUAUGUUAAACGGCACAUUAUUAAUCCUUUUUGCAAUAAAUAACAAGUUUUACAUCACUUAACCAAUACUGAUUUCCUCGAGCAUCAAACAGAGACACAGAAGUCCAGUUUCUGCCUGUUACAGAGGGGAGGGACAGAGGUAUCACCUGACUUGCAGAUCACCUACAGACAGCUCUACACCUCUGUAUGUCUAUGAACCAGUAAGAAACCUCAAAGGAUCUGUUUGAGUCGAGCUGUUUUUGUUGUUACUUUCAGAGGUAUCACGUAUAUUCAUCCUUUUAUUAGUGUUGGUUUCAUAUCACCAUGAAAACUCUGGGAUCAUUAUCAACUAUCAGAUUAAUCACUUUUCUCUCCACACCUUUAAAAGGUAACAGAGUCCAGGAGCGACUCUCCUCCUGGUGGCUCCAUCAGGUUGAAACGUCCAGAACAACAUGAACCUUCUCCUUCAACAGAAACUGCUCUGACAUAAACCUGAGUCUGUGUGUAUGUUUGUGUGUGCAGGAGUGUGUUUCCACUGCGUGAUCGACGUGGUUCCUGUGAAGAACGAGGACGGUCUGGUCAUCAUGUUCAUCCUGAACUUCGAGCUGCCCUCAGACCCUCGACCCCCCAGCAGCUCCCCAUCCAGAGAGCUGAGCACAGUGCUGAGGAUCCCCUGGCUAACCCUGGGUAUGAUUCAUUACUGUGAGCUCAGUUUAUCACUCUGAUGGCCAGGGCUGGACUGGGAAAGAAAUUCAGGCCGGGAGAUUCCUAGUCAGCCAGGCCACUUCCGCCACCGCGAGGGUAUUGUUAUGUGGGGUGAUGCGCUGAAAUUUGUUUGUUUUUUUUCCUCCAAAAAACCAGCCUUUUACAGUUAUGUUACAGCAAUUACAACAACACUAUUAAACUGACAGUAAAGUAACACAACACCACCCUAUUAUUAAACACAACCAGGACGACAGCUCCACACAGUCCAGGACUCUUCUCUUCUCUAAUCUCUUCACUACCCUCAUAAAUGUUUCCUUUGGUCCUUUUUUUAAAUAUAAUAUAUGGAAAUAAACAAAACGUCGGUAUUAUUUUUUCUGCAAAUCAUUAAGAUGUCUGCUGGUCAUAGCUGAUAGUACAUGCUAACACCAAUAUUCAUUGUAAAACUGAAAAUUGUUGGUCAACAGCCUAUCUUACCUGAAGAGGGGGUCUUAAACGUUUUAGGGCUUCCUGCAACCCACCUGACACCUGUGGAGUUUUUUGGGCCAGACUCUCGCCUCGCUCUCGUAUCAUCUCGGCUCGGCGCUCUGUGUUUGUUUUCCUGUUCACGUUGUGAAGGGGCGGGCCAUAAAGCACCUGACCAAUCACGACAUUUCGACGAAUUCCAACCCCUCUGAUCCCAGCGCUCAGAGCGCGUGCUUUGUGUGAGUGGCACAAGCAGACCAACUUUUUUUUUAUUGGCCUGCCAGUGCAGCCAGGCAGGCAAAUAAGGAGGCAGGUCACCGGGAAUAGUCCCGCCUCUCCCUGUUGCCAGUCCGGGCCUAGUCCGGGUGUACGAAGAUUGCGUAGAUCACCGGGGGGGGGGAUACGCUGUUUGAGCCGAGCGUCAUCACAGCAACUCUCGGCGACUCUAUCGCCAAAUGCGUACAAUGCUACUGCACAAUGUUGGUUUCAGGAAGCGGAGAAAAAUCGUGGAAAUACCGAGGGCUUUUCGGCUUCAAAUCAGUACACAGGCGGAAGGCAGAACCAAGUCGUCCAUGGUCUAUGGUUACUUAUAUGUCUUCAUGAUUCAAACAUUCAGUCUCACUCAGGUUUCGAGUUCAGAUCCCUACCUUAUCCUAACUCCUUUGCCUCCCCAAGCUCGACGGCAGCGUCUGCGCCUCCUUCUCCGCUCCCUAAGCCCCGCUUCCAGCGUCCUGUCAGCGGACACAGAGCUUGGCGCCCCCCUGCCUCCUCUGGGACACGAGUCUGUGGCUCUGGACAAACUGCUGACCCUUCCCGAGAGACAGCAGCUGGAGGAGGCUGGAGCUGGACUGCUGCUGUGGGACAGAGAGGAGGAGGAAGAGGAGGAAGAGGAGGACGAGGAGGAGAAGAAAGCAGAGACGGAUGGCCUGGUGGAGUUCAGGAGGAGGAGUGAAGGUGACAGGAGGAGAGGAGGAGGUGUGCUGCUGAUGGACACAGGUACAGGAGGAGGAGGGAGAGGAAGAGGGAGAAGAGGAAGGGAGAGGCCUUCAACUCCAACCUCUGCUCCUCCGACACUGACCCUGAGCCUGACCUCCUCAAAUCUCCUGAGCAGGUUAGUCACUGAAAGCUGAUGUUCAUAUGAAUCUGCUCAGUCUGCAGCUGCUCUACAAACAAUCAUUGUUACUGUGAACUCUAAGGUGGUCUUAGUCUCGUUGUCUUUUACACAGAGAGGAGAGAGGAAGAGGAGACGAUGAAGAGGGCUGCCUCCUCUACAUCAGUCCUCCACAGAGCAGGCUGGACGGCAGCUGUGUCAGUCUGAAGCACUCGUCCUCAGUGGACGACAUCCAGAGUGGAAAAAUGAACACGGACAGGAGGCUGCAGCUCAGACACAGCUGUGCAGGUGAGACACAGACGAGUCCUUUUAAUUGGUCCGUUAGCUUGUUAUGGUGUGUGUGUGUGUGUGUGUGUGUGUGUGUGUGUGUGUGUGGGUGGGUGUGUGUGUGUGUUAUGUUGUAGAAACAUUGAAACUGAUUGUAGUCAUGUGACUUUUUGUAUAUUUUAUGAACAUGUUUUAAUCCAGAAUAGAAAGAGAGAAACUAAAAACAGAGAUGAGGAAUAAUCUCAAACUUUUAAUGAUUGUACUUCAUCAGUCUGAGCAGCAGAGGGCGCUGGUAUACAUAUGUAAUCAGAGUAAGAGCACCUUACAGUGUAUCAGUCUGAGGAGAAGGUUAACCUAAAAUUAAACAGCUGUUAACCAGUAUCCCAGAGAUGUUGACCAAGUGCAACAAAAACAAGGAGAUUAAAAAAAAUGUUUGUGAGGAAUAAAACCGGCCCAAAAGGAAAAACUCCGACCAUUUCUAAAGUUUAUUCAGAUGACAAAAACAUUUCAUUUGAUCUCAUUUAGUUUCAUUAUCUCUGUAAGAAAUGAUUAAACUGUUCUCCUCUUAACUUCAGGUAUGCUGACCAUCAGGAAGAGCAGCAUACCUGUGGAGACAUCAGACACUGACAUCCGCUGCCGGACCAACAGCCAGGUAACACACACAGACACACACACACUUACACACACACACACUCUCUCGCAUGUAAAUCCUAUGGUUGUGCAGUAAAGCAUCUAUUUUUGCUUCUUGCAGCAGAUGGCGCUAAGCGUCUUGGACUUGAAGACAGAUGCGUUUGUGGCGUUACCUCCAGGGGAAAUCAGACCUCCCAGCAAACUGAUGGACAGAACUCACCACGUGACGGAGAAAGUCACCCAGGUGUGUACUUCAGAAACCUUCUUUAGAUGAUGGUGGCUGCACAUUUCUCUCUCCCCUCUUUUCUGUCCUCUGUCCUCUAUAAAAGAUGAGGUCUGAUCAUGUCUUUAUAAUGUAAAGCAAUGACACAGUUGGCUUGUAUUGAACAUAAUACUAUGUAUGUGUGUGUGUACAUUUAUAAAUAUAUAUAUAUAUAUAUAUAUAUAUAUAUAUAUAUAUAUAUGUAUAUAUGUAUAUAUAUGUGUGUGUACAUUUAUGAAUAUAUUUGUAUGUGUAUAUAUAUAUAUAUAUAUGUAUAUAUGUAUAUAUAUGUGUGUGUACAUUUAUAAAUAUAUUUGUAUAUAUAUAUAUAUAUAUGUAUAUAUGUAUAUAUAUGUGUGUGUACAUUUAUAAAUAUAUUUGUAUAUAUAUAUAUAUAAUAUAUAUAUAUGUGUGUGUACAUUUAUAAAUAUAUUUGUAUGUGUAUAUAUGUGAGUGUGUGCAUAUAUAGUAAUAUAUUUGUAUAUAUAUAUAUAUAUAUAUAUAUAUAUAUAUAUAUAUAGAUGUGUGUAUAUGUAUAUAUAUGUAUAUGUGUGUAUAUAUAUAUGUGUGUGUAUAUAUAUAUAUAUAUACAUACACACAUAUAUGUGUAUAUCUAUCUAUCUAUCCAUCUAUCUAUCUCUCUCUCUCUCUCUAUAUAUAUAUAUAUAUAUAUAUGUAUAUAUAUGUAUAUUUAAAAUGUGUGCAUGUAAGCCUGCUGAGAGAGUCCAGGUGAUGACAUGAGGUCAGACAGGUAGAGGUCGGUUUACUGUUAAGUGUGACGCAAUGUGUUCACAGGUUGUCUUAGAUGAGUUUGAGUGAUCUUACAACUCACAUAAUAUGUGUGUGUGUGUGUGUGUGUGUGUGUGUGUGUGUGUGUGUGUGUGUGUGUGUGUGUGUGUGUGUGUGUGUGUGUGUGUGUGUGUUGGUUGGGAGAUGAGUUGUUUCUUGCUGCAGCCUGUCAUGUGACCUCCUAAAGCACAGCACUGAAAUAAAAACACAACAGAGGGUUAUACACUAACCCCCCCCCCCACUCCCUGUCUGUUUUGAGGACGAAGACGGUGAGGACGGUUAUUUCUCUGCAUGCAUGGGUGGGGGUGUUGGUGGUGAUUAAUGGGGGUCACCUGCUGAUCUCAGUUAAUUUAGCAGGCACAGCAGGUUGCAUGUGAGUCGUCCUUGCUCUGCGUGAGGACGCCUGGAUUGUCCUCUGACAUUAUCUCUGGAUGUUUCCUCUGAUGCUCAUCAAACACAAACUGUCCUCCGUCACUCAGACCUGUGUCACCUCCAAACACCGAACCCUUCCACAUAAAACCACAGGAAGAGGAGAUCAACACGGCUAUACUCAUGAUUUUAACACAAACACAGACCCUAAACUGACUGUCACGACCCUGGCUGUCUGUGCAAUAAAGUGGUGUAUGAACUUAAUCAGGUCUUUAACAAACCUGUUUAUUGUCCUAACACCCAGAAAUGACAAAAAAUGAAAGCAUUUUAUCCAAGGUUAACAUCCCUGUGAUUGGAGGAUGAGGAGGGAUGGAGAGAAGGUGAGAGAAGUGGGUGAGAAGAGAGGGGAGGGUGGGGAGAGAGGGUGAGGCUCUGAGAGCUGCACAGAGGAUCAUAAACUGGUGCACAGAGCAGACAGAGUAAAGAGACCAGAAACUAUUCAGCAGAAGUUCACUGUGGAGUCUUCGUUUUUAUGACUUAAUUUCUGUUGUAAUGGUCCUUUUAAACAAACAGAGACAGCUGAGUGGACCACAGGACCAGCUCUACCUGCAGCCUCAUCUGGAUCCACUCUGUGUCUCUCUCAGGAUCCUGUGGAUUUAUUUUGAAGGAGCUCAGAGGUUUAAAACUUUUUCUUUGAUUCUUAUUCAGACAUCCGCUUCACUCUGACUCUAAAAAAAGGAGGAUAACUAAGACUACAGGAGGAGAAACUUUAUCUGGAGUCUGUCUGCCUUGAAUGAAGGCUGUGGUAUCAGAUGCUGUGGAUGGAGAGGUGGAUAGAGGGACAGACAGACAAAUUUAGAGAUGAAGGAGGUAGAGAUGAAAAAGGUGAAACAGUGAGAGUGAUGGAGGAGGAGAGAGAGGACGCAGAAAAGAAGAACAACCUCCAAAACACAGAGAAAGAGAAUGAAACAUCUCAAAGUUUGAGAGGAGAAGUAGAUGAAAUAAAACAAGAAGAAGAAGAAGAAUCGACCUGGACGCAGGGUGAAGGACAGACGUGUCCCUGAUGUCCUCAGUCAGCGUGGUGGACAGCAGCGGGGUGUCUCAGGACAGCAGUGACCACAGAAACAGAGAGAAGAAGAGAGGGACAACUGCGUCCUCAACAGUCGCUCAUCAAGUGAGAACACCUGUGUGUGUGUGUGUGUGUGUGUGUUAGUGCACUGUCCUACCUAUCCAAGAGGGGAACCUGGUGUCGUAACACUUUCACCAAGAGGGGACCGCGUAGCCAACAGGGGACAUAUUUUAGGACCCCUCUUGGUCAUGUUUUAAAUCAUGCUAAAAUCAUGUGAAACACUCUGGGGACGUUUUUUUUAUUUUAGCAAAGUGGAAACCUGAAGGUGUGUGAGUGUUUAAGUCCAUGCGAGUCUCACAGAAUCACCUUUGUGUGGUCCGUCACUCAGGUGCUGCUGUGGAGGACAUGUGAAUGUAAGAGCUCAGGUGAAGUUCAGACCUGCAGCUCAUUAAUCACAGCUCGUCUCUGGGGUUUACAGGUCUGUGUGUGUGUUUAAAAUGAUAUAUGAUCUCAGUCCACAGUAAAGCUGUUCGUGAUGAGUCAACCGUUCACACCAGUAAUGAGGUUUCCACUGACCUCAUUACAGACGGGACCUGAUGAAUCCACUGAGUGUGGAGAAAAACCAGCUCUCAGAGGACUGAAGUCAGACCAACAUCUUCGACAUUCAAAGAAAAGAUGAUUUAUCAACAUUAUUCUAUAAAUUCAAUCCUCUGAACAUCAUGUUUCAGUCACUGAAUUCUACAGGAGGUAAAGAAGUUAUCUGUCAGGGCUGUUGUACCAAACAGGGAGGUGUGGUUUUCACCUGAGACCACGAGUCCAGAGGGCGGCUGAAGCAGCACUGACUGGUCUCUGUCUCUGAUGGUCAUUUCUCUCAAAUCUGUCCUGGAUGUGGAUCCUGUGGACGCUGUAGGAGGACGGUCUGUCAGACUGAAACUGGUUUAAGGUUAACGUUAGCUGACAGUAACUGUGAUCAAAACCUUCAUCCUGCUCUGUGAUUGGUUAGCUUAUCUCUCAAAAGAUCACCUCAUACCUGGUUCAGGUGGAGUUGAUGGAUGAACUGAUGAAACUUGCUGACUGUGAAAGAACUAUUACCUCCCUUGUGUAAUGACCUGAAUAUGGGGAGGGGUCUAUAUUAGGAGUUAAUGUAUGUUCUGUUUGUGGGGCUGGGGGCGAAUAAAGUGUCCCUCCCUCAUGAUAAAGAGCGGACAGUCACACCUGGUUCAGGUGUUGCAGGGUCAGAGGACUUUUUAACCUCCAUGUUUUCUGGAUGUUAUUUUGCUCUUUGGUUUGGUUUUAUUUUCAGUAACAUGCUUUUAUUUUGUAGGAGCCAGGGCUAUUUAAACUCUUUUCAGGAAGAUUUAUGAAUAACAUUAUGAUGUUUUCAUCUUUGCUGUGAUAUGAAGUCUAUGCAUCAUUUUUUCAAUGUUGGACCGUAGAUGUUGAAAUCCCGAAAUUCCUUGCAAUUGUACUUUUAGAAAUGUUGUUCUUAAACUGUUCGCCUAUUUGCUCACGCAGUUGUUCUCAAAGUGGUGAACCUCGCCCCAUCCUUGCUUGUGAAUGACUGAGAAUUUUUGGUGAAGCUGCUUUUAUACCCAAUCAUAGCGUCCACCUGUUCCCCAUUAGCCUGCUCACCUGUGGGAUGUUCCAAAUAGGUGUUUUCCCAACAACAAUUUCCCACUUUAGUGGAAUUGUGUUUUGUAUAUUAAUAAAGAUCAAUUAACAGAGGCCAUCGUCUCUGCCUCUGUCUGUCCAUCUGUCUUCUCAUUCUGUUUGUCCUUACUGUCUCAGGUGCUGUCUCUGGGCGCCGAUGUGUUACCUGAGUACAAGCUGCAGACCCCCAGGAUCCAGAAGUGGACCAUCCUCCACUACAGUCCCUUUAAGGCGGUGUGGGACUGGGUCAUCCUGCUGCUGGUCAUCUAUACGGCCAUCUUCACUCCGUACUCGGCCACUUUCCUGCUCAGGUGAGUGGACACUCACACCUAUAAGACUGACGAACAUGUCAACUCAUAAACAUAUUAGCAACACUCACAUAGAGGUGAUUUUAUAUGUUUUAUGAUUAUUACAGGAUUUAUUUUAUUUUAUUCUUUGAGCUGCUCUUGGUCCCUGUAGCCCCUGAGCGGUUAUGAAUAUUCGACUUGUGUUUCCCUCAGUGACCAGGAGGAGGCGGCCAUGCAGACCUGCGGGUACUCCUGCUCCCCCCUGAACGUGGUCGACCUGAUUGUGGACAUCAUGUUCAUCGUGGAUAUCAUCAUCAACUUCAGAACCACCUACGUGAACUCCAACGAUGAGGUGACGUGAAAUCUUACUGUGUAGAGACGGGUCGAUCAGUGUGUCCUUAGACAGGACAGGUAGACCGGAGAGGACAGGUGGAAGUGCUCUACUGUACGGGGCACACUAACUUCCUGUUCGUACCUUAAAAACAGCCAAAAACACAAGAUAUUAAAAUAUACGUUUAAAUGUUGUCGUUCACUCACACUGACCUUCUGUCUGUGCUCUGAGCAGGUUUGUGUUGUCUGUCUUGUUGUGUGUCCUCAGGUGGUGAGUCAGUCCCUGAAAAUCGCCGUCCACUACUUUAAAGGCUGGUUCCUCAUCGACAUGGUGGCCGCCAUCCCCUUUGACCUCCUCAUCUACCGCUCAGGAGAGGAGGUGGUCCGAGGAGGAGGAGAAGGAGAGGUAGGGUCGGGAGAGACGCUGUUCUUCCUGUGACACUUUUAUCACAUGACUUGGUCACGUGGUCUCAUCGCCGCUGUCCUCCUCUGAACAGACCACCACUCUGAUUGGCUUACUGAAGACGGCUCGGUUACUGCGAUUGGUCCGUGUGGCGAGGAAGUUGGACCGUUACUCAGAGUACGGGGCGGCCGUCCUCUUCCUCCUCAUGUGCACCUUCGCCCUCAUCGCCCACUGGCUCGCCUGCAUCUGGUACUCCACUCUGCUUCAUAUAUUCUUGUCCUCGAACUUUCUGCCAUGUGACCAUCGCCAACAAAGUUAUUCUUUUCAUUGUUAUCAUUUAUCUAUAUUGUUUCUGCACUCUGUAAUGCAAACUUUCUCAGUAAAGAGUUUUAAAGAAGGAGCACUAAUCAUGUUCUUGUCUCAGGUAUGCCAUAGGAAACGUGGAGCGGACCACCUCAGCGGGGAUCGGCUGGUUGGCUACUUUGAGCAAAGAGCUGGGAAAGCCGUACAACGAGUCUUUCCCAGGCUCCGGUCCUUCCAUCAGAGAUAAAUAUGUCACCGCUCUGUACUUCACCUUCAGCAGUCUGACCAGUGUGGGCUUUGGAAACGUCUCCCCAAACACCAACUCUGAGAAGAUCUUCUCCAUCUGCGUCAUGCUGAUUGGGGGUGAGCUCAUGAAGACUCUGAACACAAAAACCCUGAACUGUUGACCAGUUCCGAACUCCAGAAACUGGUCUGCUGGGUUCACUCACAUUUACAGUGCUGGGAAAAGACGAGCUGAUGGAUUUCAUUUCUUGUCGAUCUAAAGGUCAAUGUUACAGCUCGUUCUCUCUCUAUGUUCCAGCUCUGAUGUAUGCCAGUAUCUUCGGUAACGUGUCGGCCAUCAUCCAGCGGCUGUACUCGGGUACAGCUCGAUACCACGCUCAGAUGAUGAGGGUCCGAGAGUUCAUUCGCUUCCACCAGAUCCCCAACCCUCUGAGGCAGAGACUGGAGGAGUACUUCCAACACGCCUGGUCUUACACCAACGGCAUCGACAUGAACGCUGUGAGUUUCUGUCAGUUUGUUUACUUUAUUUCCAGGACUCAUCGUCGUUGUUUUCUUCCGCUUCAUCCGGGUCCGGAUCGCGGGGUUAGCAGCUUCAGGAGGGAAGCCCAGACAGCCCUCACCCCAGCCACUUCCACCAGCUCCUCCGACCCCCCUGUCGAUCUCCCACUCCAUCCUUCCCUCCCGAGAUACAUGAACUCUUCCACUUCCAGUAUUUCCAGUUCUGCUUUUAGUUAAUCUAGGUGUCCUGUCUUUCUGCUGCAGGUUUUAAAAGGUUUCCCAGAGUGUCUGCAGGCGGACAUUUGCCUCCACCUGAACAGAACACUGCUGCAGAACUGUAAGGCUUUCAAAGGUAACUCAGGCCGCCGUCACACACUCUGAGUGUCGGAUCAAUCACAGCUUUAAGACCACGACUGUUCAUACUGUUCAGGACUCACUGGUACACUCAGAUGUCUGCCCUGUUUGCUGUUGUGUGUAGGGUCCACUAAAGGCUGCCUCAGGGCUCUGGCCAUGAGGUUUAAGACCACCCAUGCACCCCCAGGUGACACACUGGUCCACGCCGGAGACCUGAUCACAGCGCUGUACUUCAUCUCCAGAGGCUCCAUCGAGAUCCUCAAAGGAGACGUGGUGGUGGCCAUACUGGGUAAGUGAUCACAUGAUACUGCACAUACAUGUACACAAAGGUAUACACAGAUACCGUGUGUCUGCUCUCACCUGUCCAUCUUUAUUAAUUUUGUGCCGAACUUCUGAUGAAGGGAAGAACGAUAUCUUCGGUGAGCCCAUAAACCUGCACGCUCUGCCGGGGAAAUCCAGAGCUGAUGUUCGAGCGCUGACCUACUGUGACCUACACAAAAUCUACAGAGAUGAGAUGAUGGAGGUACGGUCACCUGAGACCUGACGAGGCGACGACUGAGCCAGUCUCACCAGCUCAUCAUUAAAAAUACGUGUGUGUGUGUGUGUGUGUGUGUGUGUGUGUGUGUGUGUGCAGGUUCUGGACAUGUAUCCUGAGUUCAGUAAAUACUUCUGGUCAAACUUGGAGAUCACCUUCAACCUCAGAGACGUGAGUAAACUAGUGUCCCAAAUCGCAUACUUCCAUACUAAACACUUAAAAUUUUGAGUAUACUCAACUCAAAAUGGAAAAAAAAUUGAUAAUAUGCUAAAUUUGAAUAUGCAAACUCAAAUCGGUCAAAAUUGACAGUGAUUGACCCUGUUCUUACCUGUGUGCAGGUAAACAGUGAAUCCGUGGGUCGGCUGAGCGGAGAGGAUUCCGACUGUGAGGGCGUCGGCCGACUUAGGAGUAAACACAAACUGUCCUCCACACACACAGGUAGAUCUCCACCCAGGCACACAGCAGGUGAGAGCUGGUAGCACCUGAAAUACACAGUGACCGGGGCUGAAAGUGGCUGAUUCACUGCAGGCCUCUAGUGGAUUCUGGUGGAACUGCAGUGUUUGGGACUUGAGUGUCACAGAGCAGAAAUGAUCAGAUAUCACAAAUCCACAUCUACUUCUGUUCCUGUAACCUCACUGGGUUAUAUCUGCUUGUGUUUACCUGUCAGGUGAUACAGCGUCAGUGAGCAGACUCAAAGCUGCCUACAGGUGCAGAAGAAAGAGGAAGGAUCAGCGUGACGUCCUCAACAAAGACGAUCACAAACACACACUGUGAGGAGAUAUCAAACACACCCUCAUUCAGCCAGCCUGCACUCUGUACACAACACAGCUCUGACCUCUGCGUGUGUGUGUGUGUGUGUGUGUGUGUGUGUGUGUGUGUGUGUGUGUGUGUGUGUGUGUGUGUGUGUGUGUGUGUGUGUGUGUGUGUGCGCAGGUAUGGCCCUGUGUUCUCCAGUGAGGAUGAGGAGGAGGAUCCAGAGAUGACGGGUCACGCUCACACCUCCAGACCUUAUCCUGCUGCUGCUGCUGCAAACACAGAGAGGAGCUGCAACCCUCUGACAGGCAGGUGGACAGGUGACAGGAGGAUACACCUGAGUGUGGUUUUGUGUGUGUAGUUGUGUGUGUGUGUCUGGCUCUGUGUCUAAUUGUGUCUCUGUGUAAACGGUCUAGAUGCUUUGUCGGGAGUGUCUGACAUCUUCACGUUCUGGGGCUCAGAGAGUCGGCGGGAGCAGCGAUACCAGGAGGUGCCGUGUUCCUCACCACCUCCUCCCCCACCUCCUCCCCCCCAGGUGAUCUCCAGGAGGCAGAGGGAGGAGCUAGAGAAGAGGUUGGAGGGUCUGCAGAGUCAGAUCAGCAGGUGGGUCACAGCUCACAGCACAACUAGGGACUUGAUCGCUGCGUCCUGCACCUCACUUAGCAUCCAGAUCUUUGUCAGGCCAAAUGUGGUCACAACAUAGCGAAGUGUUAGAGAUGUCACCUGGAGCGUGUAUCGCCUGCUGCUGGUGAAUCUGUGAACAGCUCCUCUCUGUAAACUGUGUUUCCAGGUUGGAGUCGAGCAUGUCUGCAGACAUCAGCACCAUCAUGCAGCUGCUGCAGAGACAAACACCCAUGAUCCCACCCUCCUACAGCACACUGACGGCAACAUCCAACGCACCCUCCUCCCCUAUCCUGUCCCCUACCAGCACACCAACCUUCAACUCCCCUACAAACACCGAACAAGUGACCAACAGCCAAUAGAAACAGAGAGCGCACCAGCACCACCCAGUAAGACUAUUCACCACGAAGCAUCCACCUCAGAGCUCUGACAAGAUCACACCUGGAUCAGGUCUUUACUGUCAGCUGUUAUUCCAGAGUGGCUCAGAUAAAUGAUCUUAUUCUGAAAAAGAAGUGUUGAUAAACAGUCAUAGUUCGGGGACAUCUCGACCAGUUAGCUCAGCUCUGACCCCGUGACCUGGACAGUGAUAAACAAAGCCAGGGAUUGGUCGGUUCAAACACCUACACAAUCGCAGAGAUCCCAAAGAAAAGUAAAGCAGUUAUACAGAAAGAAAGUGUGUAAUGUCCCUUUAACACUGAAACAGCGUCACUAUGCUGUUUACAUUUACAGGAAGCUCUACGGACGAUCUCUUUGGACAGAAAAGGUUCAUGAGUAACAUGUCAAAGGAGAAA